UACCCUCUCUCUCUCUCUCUCUCUCUCUCUACACGCUUUGCAAUUUUGCAUCGUGCCAUCGUCCUGUCUCUCUCUCUUCCUCGAGAAAGAAAGGAGGAGAGGGGAUAAAGCGCACAAAGAGCAGCCGCUUUGUGCCAAUCUCUCUCUCUCUCUCUCUCUCUCUCUCUUCUCUCUCUCUCUCUCUCAUCUUCUCCUCCCCAAAAAGAAGAGAUCACCAAUUCUGUGGCUGCUUGUUUCAGCUGCUUAGGAUUCCCAAGAAUUCCAUUCCAAAGCAGCAGCUGCUCCUCCUCCUUGAAUCUUGGGAUUCAGUGCACGCCUCCCUGCUUCUUCCUUCCUCCUCCUGCCUUGCAAAUCUUGGAGCUUUUUUUUUUUUUCCCCUCUUCUCUUGUAGGAGUAGGAGAGUAGGAGGGGUUGGAGUGGAGGAGAUUGGAUUUGGUGGUGGUGUUUUGUGCGGCGGUUGGGGGUAGAGGAAAGGGGAGUUUGUGGGGGGAGUGGUUAGUUCUUGGCUUCUUCUUCUUCUUCAGCGAGAGCUACUACAGCUACAGCUCGUGCUCGUGCGCCAUUAAAGUCCUCGCCUUUGCGUCUCCCCCCUCUUUCUACCAGCCCACCUCCUCCUCUUCUUCUUUGGAUUAGGGCUUCGAAGGCGGCUGCUUUCUCUGCGGAGGGGGUUGAAUUCUUGCGAUUCUUGGAGGGGGGAUUUGUCCUGAGUGAUUUGGUAUGUGGGCAGCAUGAGGAAGCUCUUCUUCUCCGAGUUGACCUCCUGCAAGGAGACCAAGCUCCACUCCGCGCCCCACUCAUGGCUUCCCCUCGAGAAAGGGAAGCUCUCCAAGUUCGCCGGCCACUCCACCUCCUCCAUAGAAUCGCUGAUGAAAAUGCCGGAGCCGGUGGUUCUUCCCCACUUCAAGCCUGCGGAUUAUGUGGACAUAUUGGCCCAGAUUCAUGAGGAGCUGGAGUCUUGCCCUCCUGAUGAGAAGUCGUGCCUGUACCUGCUCCAGUUCCAGGUUUUCCGCGGCCUCGGCGAGGUGAAGCUGUCGCGGAGGAGCCUCCAGUCCGCGUGGGAGAAGGCGAGCACGAUACACGAGAAGCUGAUAUUCGGGGCAUGGCUCAAGUAUGAGAAGAAAGGGGAGGAGCCGAUAUCCGACCUCCUCAGCUCGUGUGGCAAGUGCUCUCAGGAGUUCAAGCUGCUGGAUUUCGUGUCGCAGAUCUCCACCGGGUCGCAUGAGAUAAGCUAUGAUGAUGAGUCGGAUGUGUUUUGGGGCUCUCCGGUGGUACAUUUCCGGAUAAGAGAUGAUAUGAUUGCAUGCGAUCGGCGAAAGCUUGCUGCUUUGUCGACUCCGCUGUAUGCAAUGCUUAACGGUGGCUUUCGGGAAUCACAUCUUGAGGUUAUUGAUAUGUCUCGGAAUGGCAUCUCCUCGAUUGGUAUGCGAGCAAUCAGUAAAUUCAGCUUGACAGGAAGGUUACCGUAUUUAUCAGCAGAUGCUAUUUUGGAAAUGCUUGAUUUUGCUAAUAAGUUUUGCUGCAAUGGCCUCAAGGAUGCUUGUGAGCGAAAGCUUGCUUCUUUCAUUUGCUCGAGGCAGGAUGCUAUAGACUUCAUGGAGUGUGCUCUUGAGCUGGGUUGUUCCAUCCUUGCUGCUGCAUGCUUGCAGGUGCUCCUGAAUGAGCUUCCAGAGUGCUUGAAUGAUGAACAAGUGGUUAGGAUAUUCUCCUGUGCAAGUAAGCAGCAGCGAUCCACAAUGGCUGGAAAUGCUUCUUUCUCCCUAUAUUGCCUUCUUAGUGAAGUCUCCAUGAGCAUCAACGCGACAUCGGAUGUCACGGUGACCUUCUUGGAAAAAUUGGUGGAUUCAGCAUCAGAUUCUAGACAGAAGCAGUUGGCCUUGCAUCAGCUGGCGUGCACAAGACUUCUAAGGAAAGAUUAUGCUGAAGCCGAGCGCCUGUUCAAUGCCGCCUUUACCGCUGGACAUCUCUAUUCAGUAGUGGGUUUGGCUAGACUGGCCUCUAUGAGGGGUAAUAAGCAUUUUUCUCUCAAGUUGCUUGAUUCUGUCAUGUCAUCUCGCUGGCCACUUGGAUGGAUGUACCAAGAGAGAGCACUAUAUUUGGAGGGUGAUAACAAGUUGGAAAAUCUUAACAAGGCCACUGAGUUGGAUCCUACCCUUACAUACCCCUACAUGUUUCGAGCUGCAUCUUUGAUGAAAAGACAAAGCGUUGAAGCUGCCCUUAUGGAGAUUAACCGGAUCCUGGGAUUUAAGCUUGUUCUGGAAUGCUUAGAGCUAAGGUUCUGUUGCUAUCUUGCACUUGAGGACCAUAGAGCUGCUUUAUGUGAUGUCCAGGCAAUCCUCACUCUUGCUCCAGAUUAUCGUAUGAUUGGUGGUCGGGUGUCUGCAAAGCAGCUGCGUAUGCUUGUGAUGGAGAAUGUUGAGCAGUGGACAACUGCUGACUGUUGGAUGCAGCUUUAUGAUCGUUGGUCAUCUGUGGAUGAUAUAGGAUCCCUCUCGGUCAUAUAUCAAAUGCUGGAGUCAGAUGCUGCUAAAGGAGUUCUCUACUUUAGGCAAUCUUUGCUUCUUCUCAGAUUAAAUUGUCCUGAGGCUGCAAUGCGCAGUUUGCAGCUAGCUCGUGAACAUGCUGCAAGCCAACAUGAACAGCUUGUUUAUGAGGGAUGGAUAUUGUAUGAUACCGGCCACUGUGAGGAGGGACUGCAGAAAGCAGAAGCAUCCAUCGCAAUACAAAGAUCAUUUGAAGCAUUCUUUCUGAAAGCUUAUGCUUUGGCUGAUUCGAGUCUUGACCCUUCAACUUCAGCAACAGUUGUAUCACUUCUUGAAGAUGCAUUACGCUGCCCCUCUGAUAGACUACGGAAGGGUCAGGCUCUGAACAACCUUGGGAGUGUUUAUGUGGAUUGCGGGAAGCUUGACCUGGCAGCUGAAUGCUACAUCAAUGCCCUAAAGAUUGGUCAUACCAGAGCUCAUCAAGGCCUUGCCAGGGUCCAUUUCCUCAGAAACAGCAGAACUGGUGCAUAUGAGGAAAUGACCAAGCUAAUAGAGAAGGCCAGGAGCAACGCAUCAGCUUAUGAGAAGAGGUCGGAGUACUGUGAUCGUGAGCUAACAAAAUCAGACCUGCAGAUGGUGACCAAACUAGACCCUCUGCGUGUAUACCCCUACAGAUACCGUGCUGCUGUGCUGAUGGACAACCACAAAGAGAAGGAGGCCAUCGCGGAGCUGACAAAAGCAAUCGCCUUCAAGGCGGACCUGAACCUGCUCCACCUGCGAGCCGCCUUCCACGAGCAUGUCGGCGACAUCUCGAGUGCACUCCGGGACUGCCGCGCAGCGCUCUCCGUGGAUCCUAACCACCAGGAGAUGCUCGAGCUUCAUCACCGGGUGAACAGCCAAGAACCCUGAGCCCCCCAUUGUUGUACAUACAGGAGCUCUACAUAGCCAACCAUACCCCAAGUGUAUGUUUUGUACCAUACACAGCAGAUCAAUGUAAGGAUAGUAGCCAAUUUAGGCCCUCCACCCCCAAAACCAACCCAAUUCCUUGUGUCCUUAAUUAGAAUAUGUUGCUCAUCAUAGAGUCCUUUUUUUAGUAAAUUAUUAUAUUUUUGUGAUUAAGCCCCCCUCCUAAUUGUACCCUCCAUGUGCCCUCCCCCAACCCCAUGUUCCCAACAAGUUUUGACUAUCUCAUGUGUAAAUGAAAAAUGGAAGAAAAAGAAUGGAGAAGGUUUGUGUCGGCGUCUGCGCAAAACUGUCAAAGUUGAUGCUAA
Oryza sativa Japonica Group (Japanese rice) is the source of this 3751-nucleotide messenger RNA. Its product is annotated as ETO1-like protein 1. Gene Ontology annotation, biological process: negative regulation of ethylene-activated signaling pathway. The record is from RefSeq and is a predicted model, not a curated record. Lineage: Eukaryota; Viridiplantae; Streptophyta; Magnoliopsida; Poales; Poaceae. Gene Ontology annotation, molecular function: protein binding.